This is a messenger RNA of Lates calcarifer (barramundi perch), 5178 nucleotides long. Its product is annotated as solute carrier family 12 member 7. The record is from RefSeq and is a predicted model, not a curated record. NCBI's taxonomy places the organism in Eukaryota, Metazoa, Chordata, Actinopteri, Centropomidae. Gene Ontology annotation, cellular component: membrane. Gene Ontology annotation, biological process: potassium ion homeostasis; chemical synaptic transmission; chloride transmembrane transport. The coding region runs from base 703 to 4071 and encodes 1122 amino acids. The transcript has 27 exons. Gene Ontology annotation, molecular function: potassium:chloride symporter activity.
GGGCAAACCAGAGACGGAAACUUCCAGUCUGAAGGGAGAUGAGGAAACAUAACCAAAGCCAAAUGAACAGAGAGGAACGGACCUGGCUGAGUUUGUUCUCUUUUAAUAUGAGCCAGCUGAUUCUUUUUUUGUCAAAGUGGAUUUUGUAAAUACUUUGAAUACUUUUAUACUAUUACUUUUUGGAGUUUGUUUGCUUACCUUUUUGCAUUACAAAGGUGUGAGUGAGAGCAGUGGAACAGUCAGAGUAGAGGGAGGAGCUGCAGGGUUCUCCAUGUAUGGACUGCAGCUCUGUUCAUAUGGUAAACAGAUGGUCACAUGGGGCAAUAGUCUUGAAGCAGUGGGGAGAAAAGGGAGGGAAAUGAACAAGGAAAGAGAGUGAGGAGAUACACCGAAGGACUUUGGCCUGCCCCAUGUGCAGGAGGCGGCACUUUCACCCUGAGUUUAAGACCCAUGGGAUCACAUUACAAAAAGAAGGGAAAUAACAGAUUUGAAGUGAGAAGAGAACCAUGUUGUGGUUGAACUGAAUCCUUAGCUUUCCUCACUGGGGUCCCAGUAGGGCUCUAUUUCUUUCAUUUGACUCCCUUUAGAAACUUUUUUCCUCUUUACUGUGGGAGUGAAAGUUCAUCAGCGAGUGCCAUCCUGGUCACGUCCUUGUCACUGGAGACCUCUUCAUACUUUCUUACGUGGAAGUAAAAAUCCAAGAUGCCCACCAAUUUCACUGUAGUGCCAGUGGAGGAUUCAGAGGAUGCCAGCAACAGCGCGGGUGCAGCUGAAGGCAGCAAACCUAUCAGCCUGGGCAAAAUUUUUGGGGAGGAAGUCGAUGAAGACAACUCAGAAGAACCUCACUCAGGAGAUGACAGUCAGAGAGAGUCCAGGCCAUUCAUCAACCCAGAUAAUGAUGGAGAACACUAUUAUGAUGGCAAGAACAUGGCCCUGUUUGAGGAGGAAAUGGACAGUACCCCAAUGGUUUCAUCUCUUCUCAACAAGCUGGCCAACUACACCAACUUGACCCAGGGUGUUCGUGAGCAUGAGGAGGCAGAGAACGAGGAUGGGGUCAGGAGGGUCACUGUCACGGUCCCCCAGAUGGGAACCUUCAUUGGAGUUUACCUGCCCUGCAUGCAGAACAUCCUGGGUGUGAUUCUCUUUCUGCGUCUCACCUGGAUCGUCGGCACAGCAGGAAUCCUGGGAUCCUUUGCCAUUGUCUCCAUGUGCUGCAUCUGUACCUUACUCACUGCCAUAUCAAUGAGUGCCAUAGCAACCAAUGGAGUCGUCCCAGCCGGUGGCUCGUACUACAUGAUCUCCAGAUCUUUGGGUCCUGAGUUUGGAGGAGCAGUGGGACUCUGUUUCUACCUGGGGACCACCUUCGCUGGAUCCCUUUACAUUCUGGGCACCAUAGAGAUUCUGCUGACAUACAUUAUUCCAACAGCAACACUAUUUGAGGAAGGUGCGGCAAUGCCCAACAAUAUGCGUGUCUAUGGCACAUGCUGCUUGGUCCUCAUGGCGCUGGUAGUGUUUGUAGGGGUUAAGUAUGUGAACAAACUGGCUCUGGUGUUUCUGGCCUGUGUGAUUCUAUCAAUCAUGGCCACUUAUGCAGGAGUCAUCAAGACGCUCAUCGAACCACCUGAGUUUAAGAUCUGUUUGUUGGGGAACCGCACACUGAAGAAUGAAAAGUUUGAAACAUGUGCGAAGACGAAGGUAGUGAAAAACAUCACUGUGACCACUGACCUCUGGCCCCUGUUCUGUGACAGCGAAUAUCCCAAUGCCACCUGCAAAGAGUACUUCAUCUCAAACAACCUGACAGAAAUACAGGCCAUACCUGGGCUUCUGAGUGGAGUUAUCAAAGACAACCUGUGGGGCAACUAUGGUCCAGCUGGUACAUUGAUAGAGAAGGAAAGCCAGCCUUCAGCACCAGUCAAGGAAACGACCACAGACAUCUCACCAUAUGUCUUCAAUGACAUCACCACCUUCUUCACUCUACUGGUGGGAAUAUACUUCCCCUCUGUCACAGGUAUAAUGGCUGGUUCUAAUAGGUCAGGUGAUCUCAGAGAUGCCCAGAGGUCGAUCCCAAUAGGAACCAUAAUGGCUAUUCUCACCACCUCUUUCAUCUACAUCUCCUGUGUGGUCUUGUUUGGAGCCUGUAUUGAAGGAGUGGUACUGAGAGACAAGUUUGGUUACUCAGUAAAGAAGAACCCUGUGAUUGGUAUUCUGGCCUGGCCAUCACCCUGGGUGAUUGUGAUUGGCUCCUUCUUCUCCUGCUGUGGGGCGGGGCUUCAGAGCCUCACUGGUGCCCCCCGGCUGCUGCAGGCCAUUGCUCGCGAUGGCAUCAUCCCAUUUUUACAGGUCUUUGGCCAUGGGAAGUCGAAUGGUGAGCCCACAUGGGCUCUGUUGCUGACAGUUGGGAUCUGUGAGAUAGGAAUCCUCAUUGCUUCUCUGGAUGCUGUGGCCCCCAUCCUCUCCAUGUUCUUCCUCAUGUGCUAUCUUUUUGUCAACCUGGCCUGCGCUGUACAGACUUUGCUCCGUACCCCAAACUGGAGACCUCGCUUCAAGUUCUAUCACUGGACUCUGUCCUUCUUAGGGAUGAGUCUGUGUCUCUCCCUUAUGUUUAUCUGCUCCUGGUACUAUGCCCUGGUUGCCAUGGUGAUAGCCGGAUGUAUCUACAAGUACAUUGAGUACAGAGGGGCAGAGAAGGAGUGGGGAGAUGGUAUCCGAGGCCUGUCCUUAAAUGCAGCACGCUACGCUCUCAUCCGGCUGGAGGAAGUGCAACUACACACCAAAAACUGGAGGCCUCAGCUGUUGGUGUUGUGUAAGCUGGACUCAGACCUGGCAGUUAAACACCCUCGUCUCCUGUCGUUCACCACGCAGCUCAAAGCAGGGAAGGGACUGACCAUUGUCUGUUCAGUCCUGGUGGGAACCUACAUGACCCGGGGGAAUGACGCCAAGACUGGAGAGCAGAACUUGAAAGCUGUCAUGGCAGCAGAGCGAACUAAGGGUUUUUGCCAUGUGGUGGUUUCGUCUAACCUGCGAGAUGGUUUCUCCCUCCUCAUCCAAUCAGCAGGACUGGGAGGAAUGAAACACAAUGCCGUCCUGAUGGCCUGGCCAGCGGGUUGGAAACAAGCCCGGGACUCUUCUGCGAGGAGGAAUUUCAUAGAAACAGUGAGAGAGACAACAGCAGCGCAUCAGGCUCUGCUGGUUGCUAAGAACAUUGACCGCUUCCCUGAUAACCACGAACGUCUGAAGAACGGAUUCAUCGAUGUGUGGUGGAUUGUACAUGAUGGUGGACUGCUUAUGCUGCUGCCAUUUUUACUUAGCCAGCACAAGGUAUGGAGGAAGUGCAAAAUGCGGAUCUUCACAGUGGCCCAGAUGGAUGACAAUUCCAUCCAGAUGAAGAAAGAUCUCCAGAUGUUUCUCUACCAUCUGCGACUGGAUGCAGAGGUGGAGGUGGUGGAAAUGCAUGACAGUGAUAUUUCAGCCUUCACCUAUGAGAAGACGCUGAUGAUGGAGCAGAGAUCUCAAAUGCUCAAACAGAUGCAGCUGUCUCGCACUGAGAGGGAGAGAGAGAUUCAGAGUAUCACAGAUGUAUCGCGUGGCUCCAUAAAGAGGAAGAAGUCAUCAGGUGUUGAUGCCCCACCCCUCAACACCCUGUGCAUACCAGAGGAUGAGGCCCAGUUGAUCCAUGACCGCAACACGGCCUCUCACUCUGCAACAAAUGACAAAGCUGCAGGCGCCACACCAGAUCGUGUCCAUAUGACCUGGACCAAAGACAAACUGGUCAGCGAGAGGAACAGACAAAGAGAAGGCAUGGCAGUUAAAGACAUGUUUAAUAUGAAACCUGAGUGGGAGCAUCUGAGCCAGUCCAAUGUGCGCAGGAUGCACACAGCUGUGAAGCUCAAUGAGGCAGUCGCCAAGAAAUCCCAUGAUUCACAGCUGGUCUUGCUCAACAUGCCAGGCCCACCAAAGAACAAGAAAGGGGAUGAGAACUAUAUGGAAUUCUUGGAAGUUCUGAUGGAAGGCUUAGAUCGUGUCCUGUUGGUUCGUGGAGGAGGUCGGGAGGUCAUUACCAUCUACUCUUAGUGCCAACAUGUUCCUAACUGUUCAGAGGGACACUGGAAGAAAACAUGGUUGUGCAGUCAGCACUGGGGGAGUUGACAAAGAGGGGGAUGGCUUCAAGAUGGGACAUGGACAAAGACAGUGGAGAUACAGCACAGACCCCCUCACACUUGUCAGGAGAAAAGAAUUGAGUGUAGCUUAACAUUUUGGAGGACUAAGGUCACUGUGACCGUCAGGGAGACCUCUCUACACACCCUUGGCUCAGUGCAUCAUCUCAGGACAUAGAGGGCCCUCUACACAAUGUCCUCCUAAGGCUCCAUAGCUCCCCCACGUCUCUACACUGGUAGAUGAGAAGCUGCCCUGUAGAGAUGUUCUUUCCUCAGAUAUACCAAAAACAUUUUGGAAGAAAGAACACUAACUGCAAAAUGUUAUUUUUAGUAUUUUAUAGCUUUUCAUAGCUAUCAGUAAGCCUAUUGGUUUCAGGAAUGUUGACAUGCCUGACUGUCUUUUUUUUCAGUGCCAUUGACGUAACUUUUCACUGAUACACAGUAUGACUGACUUUGGAAUGACAGGAUGAGUUGUGUUCUUAAGUCAUCAUGUAUAUUACAGAAUGUCAUGCUUGUCUCAUAUUGCUGUCUAAGAAGUUAGGACCAAAGUUUCUCUUAUUACAAUAAGGACAGUUAAAAAGAAAAUAUAGUAGUAUUGAUUGGAAUUAAUAGGUAAGAUUGUCUUGAACUCUGCUCACCUGUGUUAAUGUCAGAGAUAAUAUUAACAUGCCUUGUGCAAUCAAAAAGGAAGAGUAUAUAUUGUGUUUCUUCAUUCAUUUUUAUGUGCCUGUAAAUGGAUUAAUAAAGGUUUAAUGUGAAGGAACACUGGCUGAAGCCCAGAACAUACCCACAUAUAUCAUGUCUUUAUACACAACAGCAAUAAUGUGGGAGAUCACACUUUGGUGGGGCCUUCCACACAGAGUCAGUGUUUUAGCUGAUCUUGUGCCCCUUGGAAAUGUGAAAACAUACUAACUUGUCUUCAUGAUUUAAAGAGAGCAGCAUUAAAAGGUAAUUCCAGUUUGUUGUAGCAAUAUUGCUGUAUUCAUAACAAGACCCAAAUUGUAAUAAAUCAGAAUUAUCUUUA